Lichtheimia ornata is the source of this 1062-nucleotide messenger RNA. RefSeq lists its product as uncharacterized. The record is from RefSeq and is a predicted model, not a curated record. The transcript has 3 exons. Gene Ontology annotation, cellular component: plasma membrane. Gene Ontology annotation, biological process: intracellular protein localization. NCBI's taxonomy places the organism in Eukaryota, Fungi, Mucoromycota, Mucoromycetes, Mucorales, Lichtheimiaceae. The coding region runs from base 1 to 1062 and encodes 353 amino acids.
AUGUCUGAUAUUGCACGUCCAACAACAGGUCCACCAGGUUUCCUUAUGAAAAGAUGGCACAAAUGUAGUAGUGGAAAUACAAAGACUUCAGUGUUAUUACGAGAGCUGCCGAGUCUAGAUCAAGUUUUACGACGACAAAGUCGACCACCUGUGUGCCUGUACAACUUUUACAUUGUGCUCCGCGAUCGCUUAGAGUUGGAAACCUUGUUAGAUUUUUGGUUGGAUGUUCAACAAGCACGAGUGCUUUACAAACGACAUGUCAAACAAUCAACAAAAAAGAGCAAUCCUACACGCAACAUGACACCUCCCCUUUCACCUGCACCAACGACAAUGAGCCAUGAUCAGCAGCUCACUCAUUCAUUAUUAAUGCUUGCAAGUGGCAAUUCUACCACUACGGCUGGUAGGCCAUCAGUGGGAACGGUGGGAAGCCAUGGCAGCAACAAUACAGCAUCCACUGUGGUAACUCGUGCUGCCAUGCAAGAGUUUAUUGAGCAUAUUUAUCUACGCUACAUUGUCCCUAAUGCUGAAAAGGAGCUGAUGCAUCUACCGUUGUCUAUGCGAGACGCCAUUGCCGAUCAAUUUGCAUCCUCAAAAACCGGCAUCUACGAUCCAUCCAUUGUUUUCAACGACGCACAGCAUUACGUCCAUCAACUGCUACAGGCCACAUGGCCCUACUUUUUGCGAUACAAGGCACUCAUGAAUCUGACAUUGAAUCAACAGCUUGGUCGUAUUGCUGCUGGGUUGGCGACAUUGCUUGUUGGGUUCUCGGUUGAGUUUUCAUUAAUCUUUCUCAAUGUACAACCAUGGCACACAAGGAUAUGGGGCGUUUUACCAAUAUUUGUUGGUGUGUAUUGCUUGAUUUCAGGUUUGACAGGAUUGGAUCCAAUCUGGGUGCUUGCUUUCAAUGUCAGUGAAACAACUACAUUCCACUUCAAUCGGAUACAACAACCUAAUGUGAGACCCAUUCUCUCGGAGCGUUCUAUUAUUGUUUUGGCGGUGUGCUUGCUCAUCACAAUCAUCCUUAUCGUUAUCUUUUGCGCGUUGCCAGGGAAACGACUCUAA